This is a messenger RNA of Rhincodon typus (whale shark), 2288 nucleotides long. It is a transcript of the gene pxylp1, whose product is annotated as 2-phosphoxylose phosphatase 1. The record is from RefSeq and is a predicted model, not a curated record. Bases 387 to 1931 code for a protein of 514 amino acids. NCBI's taxonomy places the organism in Eukaryota, Metazoa, Chordata, Chondrichthyes, Orectolobiformes, Rhincodontidae. Gene Ontology annotation, molecular function: phosphatase activity. Gene Ontology annotation, cellular component: Golgi apparatus. The transcript has 6 exons. Gene Ontology annotation, biological process: glycosaminoglycan biosynthetic process; chondroitin sulfate proteoglycan biosynthetic process; dephosphorylation.
CGGUCAAUUACACGCUUUUGUUCUUAAAUACUUUAUGCAGAAACUGUGUGAAAGGAAGAGAGGAAAUACUUUAUUGGUUUCAGGAGUGGGGAGCCGGCUGAUAGCCGGGUGAACCGAAGGAGCAGGCGGAGUUGGCGCUAGUUUCCGAGCUUUCAUUGUUUGCCUGUCGAUGCAGUUGCACACGCUGCCAGCGAUAGUUUCGGCUUUCCUGCACUCUCCUUUGCCCUCAACCCAAGUGCCAGUGGAGUGCCUGGGAAGACGCGAGGUAAAGGCGACAGUGAUAGUAUCGUCAAAGGCAGGAGAGCUUCCGACCGCCCCCCCCCCCCCCUCCUCCCAAGCGCCUGAAAUACCAUCAAAGAGAAAGGGAAGAAGACACAAAGAGUUGGAUGCAAGCAACGCUGUCAGCGCUUCUCACUCACAUUCCAGGAACGUACGAGGGGAGAGCAAGUUGGAGGUCCACUCAUAAUGGGAGUCUGAAAAUGUGCGUGGCAAUGUUUUUCCGAAGCCGCUUUCUAUUCCUCCUGGCUGUAGCUGCCCUGCUUGCUGUCCUGAGUCUCAGCCUACAGUUCUUCCACUUGAUUCCUGUGACACAACCAAAAGAGGAUGGAAUGAUUGCUAAAAGCCGAAAACGAAUAUUGGUAAAUCCGCACACUGCUCCUCCAAAGUUGGAUCCAAUAUAUGAGGCCUAUCGGUACUGCAACAUGCCAAACAAAACUGAUCAUGGCCUGGAAGGCCAUGCACCCUCGGACUAUAAAUUGCUAUCAGUACAUGUUAUGAUUCGCCAUGGUGACAGGUAUCCUCUCUAUGCCAUUCCGAAAACAAAGCCACCACCUAUUGACUGUAUCCUAAUUCCCACUAGGAAACCUUCUCACCGCCUGCUGGAAACCUUCAUCAAGAACAGGAAUAUCGUCACUGCAUGUAAACUGGAUGGCCCCUUGAACAAUAUUGCUCUCCUUCCCAGUCACACAGUGUGUGAAAUGGGGGAACUGACCCAAAUAGGUGUUGUCCAGCAUCUGCUGAAUGGAGAACAUUUGCAUGACACGUACAUUAAGAAACAUAAACUGCUGCCUGAUAACUGGUCUACAAAGCAUCUGUACGUGGAAUCAACAGGAAAAAGUCGGACACUGCAGAGUGGACUAGCUCUGCUGUACAGUCUCCUGCCAAAAUUGGAUUGGGGCAAAGUACACAUCCGGUACCAGUGGAGCACCAUUUUCUGCUCUAACAGCUGUGACUGUCCAAUGCGUAAUCACUAUCUCGAGGAGGAACAACGACGCCAGUACAAUCUGCGGGUUAAAAACAGCCUGUUGGAACAGACAUACAUAGACAUGGCAAAAAUUGUGGGGAUUCCCACACGGCGGUUAAGAGCAGCUAAUCCCAUUGACUCCCUGCUAUGCCAUUUCUGUCACAAUGUCUCAUUUCCAUGUACAGAAUAUGGUUGCAUUAAUUUGAACCACUUUAAAGUCAUCAAGGCACAUCAGCUGGAAGAUGAGCAAGACAGGCAGAGGAAGAAAUUGUACUACAAAUAUGCACUACUUGCAACUCACCCACUUUUAAACCAGACUGUCACUCGCAUGCAACAGAUUGCUCAAGGGAAGAAAGAUGAAAUAUUUGCCCUCUACUCUGCUCAUGAUGUCACAGUGGCACCCCUGCUCAGCGCUUUGGGCAUUCCUGAUGCCAGUUUUCCUCGAUUUGGUGCUCGAAUAAUCUUUGAAAUAUGGCGAAAUGGACAGGUCAAAAGACAACAUUUUAUUCGUAUUCUUUAUAAUGGCGAUGAUAUCACAUUCCAAACUUCGUUCUGCUCUGGGCACAAUGCACAUUCCAAACAACUCCUCUGUCCUUUUGAGAAUUUCCUGAAUUUUGUAAGGAAGGACAUGUUUGCAGUUUUUAACAGCACAAAUUAUUAUGAUGCAUGCCACAGGAGGGUAUUUUGAAUAUCUCAGUUGCUGGAGUUUGUGUAAUGCUACAUGUUGUGUGUUUUAAAUAUAAUUGAUUUGAAUCAUUGGUGUUUUAUUUUGAUGAGAUUGUACCCCACCCCCCACCCAUGGCAGAGUUGUUUUAUUUCCAAUGAUAAUAAAUUAUAAUGUGGAUUGUACAAAUGUCAUGCUCCAGCUAUGUAUUGUGACACUGUGUUCCAGGGAUUUGUUAUGUCAUGUCUUUGUAUUGAAAAAUCCCAUUGUAGCUAGACAUGGUAACUAAAGCUUUCUAAAAUAAACCAGGGACAGAUAGCAAAGGCAUGAUUACACGUGUUUAAUAAUUCUUUAAGAAAAGGUGUGGUGUCAGAGAACUUU